AUUUCGAUAUGGCUGUUGGUUGUGCGAAAGACGAAAUCAGAGAGCAGGAAGUGAGGGCGAACUACCCGAUUUCGUUUUCGCUGUCUGCGUUUUUCCAAAGAGAAUCAGGGGUACUAAGGUUGAGUUACUCAAUCCAUCCAAGAUGUAGAUGACAAUUCGGACGGAACGAUUCCAUUAUAAGGUUAGGCUUUGUGAGCUUAUUUAUGCUACUGGAGCUCGUUCUCUGCGUGACUCUUUUGAAAAUUGGCUUAUCUUUGAACUGUCAUCAUUAGCUUGCAUCCGAAUCUGAUGAUAUGCUUGCUUGAUUUAUAUCCACUUAUUUAGUAAUUCAGAUUAACUUGCUGUUGGAGAGGACUUGUCUGAAGUAAACAUCAUGUCGCUGGUUGGAAGUUCAAAAAGGAGUCCUGUAGAAUUGGUAUCUACCCUGGACUCCGAUCUCACGAUCCUAGAGAAUGAUGGGAUACCAAACGAAACACGUGAUAAGACCCUGGAUGAUAUUUCAAAUGCUCUCUCAGAAAUAAAAUACAAUUUUGAGCAAGUCGAAGGCGAGGAUACUACAGAAUUCGUGGCACAGAUCUCACAGGAAUUUUGUAAUAUAAACGUCUUCUUACAACUCAUGAAAGUCCUGGGGAAAUUAAACUUAGAGGCCCAGAAUGAUGCUGUCCACAUAAUCAGUACCCUACUCCGCCGACAAGUCGGUGCCAGAGUUCCCGUCGUAGAUUUUCUCAAAGUGAAGAAACAAGGACUUUUCAUUCUCUUAAAGAAGUAUGAAAGUCCUAACUUUGUGUUCAACGAUGGCGUAUUGCUCCGAGAAUGCAUGCGUUAUGAACCCCUUGCGGAGAAAGUGCUGUUUGCCCCCGAGUUCUUCGAACUUUUCAAAUACAUAGAGAUGCCUAAAACCGACAUUGCAGCUGAUGCAUUCGAAACAUUUAAGAUUCUUUUAACAAGACACAAGCUACUGGCUUCUAGGUUUUUGGAGAAAAAUUACGAUAGGUUUACAGAAGACUUUAGCAAUUAUUUUCUCAAAUCUGACCGUUAUGAGACGAAGAAAAAUGGAAUUGAUUUUCUUGGAGAACUAUUGCUAAACAGACAUAAUUUUGAUUUCAUGACAAGAUACAUUGGCAACGUAGAGAAUCUCGAACUCAUUAUGCAAAUGCUUAUUGAUAGGAGAAUACGAGGCAUCCAGCUAGGGGCUUUCAACGUAUUCAAGGUGUUUGUUGCGAACCCUGAGAAGACCCCGCCAGUCCAUGACCUCCUGCUAAAGAAUAAAGAUGACCUUGUGGAGUUUCUCACUGAAUUCUUCUCAUAUAGCACGGAUGAGCAAUUCAACGAUGAGAAGAGCAUUAUCAUUCAAAGCCUCAGAGCACUUCAACCUUAAGCGUCUACAUAUAGAUCACCCCCGCCCGUGUAUGUUUUUCCCCACUUACGAUAAGAACCGACUCUUUUGUAGACUUUGAAUCAGACUUCAAAUCUUCGACUUGUAUUAUUUCAGUCUUGCCUCAAUCUUUAAUUUUAAAAAAGAGAAAUUUGAAAAUUUGUUCAAGGCGGUGAGACUCCAACCUGCGUCAUUGAUCUUGAUUGCAGUAAACUCACAAUAGUGUAUGGUUUUACUGAUUGCUCCAAACCAGUCAGGCUGAUCAUUGUGUUGGAAAUGGCGAUAUACUAGUAUUCUGUUCCAUGAAUAUUCACAAGGCAUAGACUGACUAAAUGAAACCCUACUGGGUACCAUAAAUGUUAAUUAGCCCUUAUCGUAAGUGGGGGAAAAAUAUGCUCCCACAUGCUACAUUAUUAUACAUUGAACAUGUAUCAUAAUGCUAUAAAGUAAUUGGUAACGACUCAAGCAACUAACAAUGGGAUAAUCCUUGUGCUAACAAUAACUGCUGGUUCGAAUCCCAAUAUGGGCAAGAACUUAAUUGUAAAAUUUUCUCCUUUUUAUAGAAAUUGAGGUGAGACUUUGAACAAAAUAUAAGCUAAAGCCUUGUAGCCUAAUUCAAAGAGUCCAAAACAGCUACCUAGGCUACAGAAAGGAAAAAAGGCCAAAAGUUUGUUGGGAUUUUUUUUUAUUAUUACUAUCAUUCAUUUCAAAACUCCUAAAUUUGGGGGGGUUGUAAAGUUUUCUUUAAGUAAAGUUUUUUUUUGUAAAUAGUUUUGUUAAUUGCCAGAGGAGCUUCAACAUAUAUACUAUAUUGGUUGUGUUAAUCAUUGAAAAAAAAUGGGUGCUUGUUGGGAAAUAACCCUGUAUGUCAUAUUUGAUAAUGUGGGUAACUAUGUAAUCAUUGAUAAAGUUAUAGUAAUAAACUUUGAGUUCUUUAUACAUGA
Lytechinus pictus (painted urchin) is the source of this 2319-nucleotide messenger RNA. Its product is annotated as calcium-binding protein 39-like. Bases 374 to 1378 code for a protein of 334 amino acids. Gene Ontology annotation, molecular function: protein serine/threonine kinase activator activity. The transcript has 9 exons. NCBI's taxonomy places the organism in Eukaryota, Metazoa, Echinodermata, Echinoidea, Temnopleuroida, Toxopneustidae. The record is from RefSeq and is a predicted model, not a curated record. Gene Ontology annotation, biological process: intracellular signal transduction.